GAGACCAUACAGUUAUACAUGCCGUCGAACAUACCGGACACCAUCCGGCCUGCAUACUGCGACGGCGAGCUAUGUGCCAUGGAGAAGGACGUCCGAUACGCAUGCGCUAUCGAUGCCUUGGGAGAACUUCGAAGAGGCCUUCACCUUCGCGUGUACAUCAACAAGCUCAAGAUCAAGAAUAUAACGGGCCAGCGGAACAAUACCCGAGCACGGAGCAUGCAGGAGACGAUCGAGCUACGAAUAUCAGCUUCGGCCAGCAAGUAUCGACAAGCCCGGAAGGCGUACAUUUCAUUGGUAGGAGAGGUGGAGGGGGCGCGAUUGAAAGAGUUGAAGGCCGACGAUGUGAAAGGGUUAGGGGAACGAGCAGUUGCCGAGCAGGAGAGAAGAGAGAUCGAGGCCACUCGA
This is a messenger RNA of Stereum hirsutum FP-91666 SS1, 405 nucleotides long. RefSeq lists its product as uncharacterized. Lineage: Eukaryota; Fungi; Basidiomycota; Agaricomycetes; Russulales; Stereaceae. The record is from RefSeq and is a predicted model, not a curated record. The annotation marks the transcript as partial. The transcript has a single exon.